CAAGGUAAAAACAAAGGAACGGCUAUCACGAGGCGCGGCCAAAACGAUCGAAACAAUGCAAGAACAAAAGACCUGUAUUGUUCGCUGAACGUGGACCAUCCUUAUCUUUAGGAUUAUAAUAAAAUGGAAACGAUUUUCAAACCAAGUUAUUAGUUUGUCUUUGCUCUUAUAUCUGGACCUUGCUGCCUGCGACGCAUUGCAUUUUGAACCUCCUCGUCCUACUACCACACAAUAUUCCGUUAUUUUCUAACCACUAUCCACCAUCAACAUAUCACUAAAUGGCUAGAAUUGGACGAGCAGCAAUCGAGAGAGGGGCGGCUCUACGUGCCGCAUCUCGACGAUCUCCCGAACUGAAGUCACCCAGCCCUAAACGUCCGCAGAGGUCAAGGGCUGGGGCAGCUAAGGCUAAAGUCGAGGCAGUUGAGGAGAGCGUCGAAUCCUCCACCAAACGACUUGCCGGCUCACGCACAGCUUCCGCGGCAUCCAAGAACUCCAAGGCUUCGGGAAAGGCAACCGCUACUAAAGACAUGGGGCCUCGAAAGCAUGCCCCUCUCCGGGGCAGUGCCGUUGAGGAGUCUGUUGGUGAUUCUCCUUCGGUGCCUGUGCGACGUUCCAGGGCGGUAUCUGUCAGGACCAGGACCGUCGUCGAGGAGAGCUCGACGGCCAAAGCUCCGCCCCGCGCGCCGGCGCUGGAUAAGGGCAAGGGAAAACAGAAACGGGCUGAGCGUCUGGGCAAGGGCAAGGGAAAGCUCAUCAAAGUUAUCGAGGAGAGCGACGGCGUCUCAGCGGAAGAUGAAGAGCGGGCCGCCGAAUCAGCUGUCCCCACUGAAAUUGUGGACGAAAGCGAAAAUACUGUCAACAUUUCUGACAAGAAAGCGGAUGAAGAAAAGGCGGAAGAACCUAAAGACUCAGAAGAUGAUGAAGUCCUCGACCCCAGCAAGAUAAUCCCCAUCAUGAACACCCUAGUCAAAGAGGACAUUGCCGAUCUAGGGAUGAUCCAUCAACUCCAGAACUCCGUUACCCGACUCACUGAAGAAGCUAACAACAUACUCUGUGCCUGUCGCAAGGAGACGGCGUUCCGUACUCGCUUAGAGGCGUACUUGCGAUACUGCGUUUUCAACAAUAAUCUGGAUUCGAAGAAUGGAUGGGUGACGAUCCAAGAGAAGGGGAGGCUUGACAAUGGGUGGACUGCGGAGGAGAUGUGGAGCGGCGGAGGGGUCCUCGUCGUGUACGGUCCGGAUUUUGAACUGCUUGCGACUGAGAGUGAGGAAGACGAAUUGUUCUGGGUGCUUGAUGAUGAGGAAAUUCAGGAGAGCAUAGAUAGGGAGUUGCCUUCAGAUGAUGAGGAGUCUGAGGGUUCGGGUGAAAAUGCGGGCGGGAAAGAAGGAGAGGAGGGAAAGGAAGGGGAGGAGGGAGAAUGGGGCGGAGAGGAGGGAGAUGGGGAAGACAUGUCAGGAGAUGAGGAAAACGGGUCGGAUGCCGAGCCUGCUAGCCAGCCGUCGUCGCCUUCGCGGAAGCGUCCUCGCAAUGACAAUGAGGAGGUUGUAACGCCUUCAGCUCGUCGUAUCAGAGUAUGAUACGUAAGGUCCUCUACUACGUGCUAGGGACCAUCUUGUAUUCGCCAUUUUUAUUUAAAUAAUUUAUUCAAGUGCUGCAGGCAGUCACUCGGUGGUUCAGCG
Desarmillaria tabescens is the source of this 1679-nucleotide messenger RNA. RefSeq lists its product as uncharacterized. Lineage: Eukaryota; Fungi; Basidiomycota; Agaricomycetes; Agaricales; Physalacriaceae. The transcript has 5 exons. Bases 279 to 1577 code for a protein of 432 amino acids. The record is from RefSeq and is a predicted model, not a curated record.